AUGGCCUCCCAUCCAUCAUUCCAUAAAUGCAAGCCCGGUGCUUUCUUUGCUCCACCCACACGCUUCCAUGCCCAAACCACACAACGCCCGAGGCGUCCCUACCUUACAACCCAUCCUCCGCCGUGCCGCAUGCGUAAUAAGUCUCUCUCCCAGUGUGCCAAUCUUCGGGGAUUCCCUAACGUUGGGAAAGUUGAACAACACGACCCGGUUGGAUGCACUAAUGAAAGGCUCCGCAACCUUUCUUCCUGGUGCUACUACCUCUGCAUACAUUGCGAUCCUCCCCCUUUCAAGGCUUCCAACCAACCUCACCGAGGCACGAGCCCGAAUCCGACCAAGGCUCAACCUUCUUCUCAGGGGACUCUCUGCUCUGCUCAGACAUCUCACUCCCAGCAAAAGCUGGGAUACGACAAGACUUGGAAGGGGAGGAUGGAACGGACCACCUCGACGCAACUCACCCAUACCACCCGCACCACCGAAAACAGGGCGAACGACGACCGUUUCCCACAUCUUUCCAGAGUGCUCACCGUCCAAUCAUGUCUGCAGCACCAUCGCGGAAACCAGUACAGCGAAGCGUGCGAGGCCAGCCAGCCCCCCCUUUCGAGAAUGGGCACCAGCGCCAGUAGUGACCACCACCAGAAACCACCGAUCCAUUGA
Messenger RNA from Colletotrichum lupini, 654 nucleotides. RefSeq lists its product as uncharacterized. The record is from RefSeq and is a predicted model, not a curated record. NCBI's taxonomy places the organism in Eukaryota, Fungi, Ascomycota, Sordariomycetes, Glomerellales, Glomerellaceae. Bases 1 to 654 code for a protein of 217 amino acids. The transcript has 4 exons.